AUGGGCUCCAUAAUCGGUUACGACGAGGCUGCGAAGAGAACAGAGUUAAAUCCAAACAUACUCUCCGAAAUCCCAUUAUUCAAUCGUCCUCUGACGCUAACAAACCAUGGAUCCUCGGCUUGGGCACAUAGCUAUCGUAUUGACCUGGAGGUUGAAGAUCGGACUGAGAGCUACUUUAUGAAGGUGUCAGUAGGAUAUCACGGCAGAGAAGCCCUGAAAGGAGAGUUCGAGUCGACAUGCGCCAUGCACGACGUCGUGGGAGAAUUCACCACCAAACCGGUUGGAUGGGGAUCUUUCAAGAGCCUUGCAGGCGCACACUACUAUUUCUGUCAAUUCCACGACCUGAUAGAAGAGGUCCCUGAACCAGGGGAGUUCUGCAAGGGCGUUGCGGCUCUCCACGCAAACAGCCAGUCUCCUAACGGAAAGUUCGGUUUUCACAUCGUGACAUACAAUGGAGAUCUCCCUCAGAAUAACGAUUACGCUGAUACAUGGGAAGAGUUUUUUAUCCACGGAUUUGAAAACAUGAUCCAGCUCAACAUUGACCGUGGCGGACCCUGGAAGGAGCUGGAAGGCCUAGACACUGCCAUGAUCACCAAGGUAAUUCCUCGACUGCUACGACCCAUGGAGACAGACGGCCGAUACAUCAAGCCGUCCCUCGUCCACGGCGAUCUCUGGUGUGGAAAUGCAGCGGUCGACGGCGCCACAAACCAGCCUCUCAUAUAUGACCCCGCCAGCUUUUAUGCCCACAACGAGUAUGAACUGGGGAAUUGGCGCCCUGAGCGGAACAAGUUCUCCAAGAGCUACUUCAACACCUACCACUCCCACAUUCCAAAGACUUAUCCAGAGGAGGACUACGACGACCGCAACGCGUUGUAUUCCAUGCGCUUCAACCUGCAAGCUGCAGCUUUGUUCCCUCAUGUUGCCAGCUUACGAGAGUCGGUGAUCGAUGAAAUGAAGCGGCUCGUUGAAAAAUACCCUGGCGGGCGGGGCGGCGCCGACAACAACCAGGUAAAGGAGACAGUGCUGAAAGCCCUAAAAUGCGGCUAUAGACAUAUCGACACUGCGACGGCGUAUGGGAACGAGAAGGAGGUGGGAGAGGCAAUUAAGGAGAGUGGUGUACCGCGUGAGGAGGUAUUCGUGACGACAAAACUGGCGCAGACAUGGCAUGAACCUGCUGAUGUAGAGCGAGCUCUGGAUACAAGUUUAGAGCUGUUACAGUUGGACUAUGUGGACCUGUAUCUGAUGCACUUCCCACAUGCCUACCGCGCUGGGCCGAAUAACAGCACCAUUCGACAUCCGGACGGAAAGCCAGUCAUAGACUACGCCCUAUCGCGAGACUAUUGCUCUACGUGGACUGCUAUGGAAGCUCUCGUCGACAAGGGGAAAACGAGACUGAUCGGAGUAUCCAACUUCAGCAUUCUCAAACUCCGAAAGCUUCUCACCAAAGCCCGAAUCCCACCAGCAGUGAACCAAGUGGAGGCCCAUCCAUACCUCCCCCAAACAGCCCUCCUCACCUUCUGCACCAACCACGGAAUCCACAUAACAGCGCACCAACCCCUAGGCGGCAAGCCCGUCGCAGCUGUGAACCCCAACGCCGACCGACCAGGGCCACUUUACGACCCAGACAUCACAGCCAUCGCAACAAAAUACAACCUAUCCCCCGCGCAAGUCCUCCUCUCCUGGCUUCUCCAGCGCGGCAUUUCCGUCAUUCCCAAGACCGUGCACGAGUCGCGACUGGUGGAGAACAUGGAGCUGCGGAGAAUGAAUGAAGAGGAUAUGGAAGCUAUCACGGGUUUGGCAGAGCGGAAGGGGGAAGUGCGCUACUUGGAUCCGAAGGGUCAUGUGGGGUUCGACAUUUUUGAUGAGGAGGUGGAUGAGCCCGUGGAGGGCUAG
Molecule: messenger RNA, 1893 nt
Organism: Aspergillus campestris IBT 28561
Lineage: Eukaryota; Fungi; Ascomycota; Eurotiomycetes; Eurotiales; Aspergillaceae
Exons: 16
Coding region: 1-1893 (630 amino acids)
Cellular component (GO): cytosol
Molecular function (GO): aldose reductase (NADPH) activity
Source: RefSeq, a predicted model, not a curated record